This is a messenger RNA of Papilio xuthus (Asian swallowtail), 3450 nucleotides long. RefSeq names its product xanthine dehydrogenase/oxidase-like. Bases 1 to 3450 code for a protein of 1149 amino acids. The transcript is spliced from 14 exons. Gene Ontology annotation, molecular function: iron ion binding; oxidoreductase activity; 2 iron, 2 sulfur cluster binding. NCBI's taxonomy places the organism in Eukaryota, Metazoa, Arthropoda, Insecta, Lepidoptera, Papilionidae. The record is from RefSeq and is a predicted model, not a curated record.
AUGGAUAGAAUAGAAUUUACCGUUAACAAGAAAAAAUAUUCUGUGGGCCAUGAAGUAGAUUCAGAUGUAACGAUAAACGACUAUCUUCGUGACCAGCUUAACUUGCGUGGCACCAAGUAUAUGUGCCAGCAGGGGACAUGCGGUUCCUGUAUUGUUAACGUCACCAACAACGACAUCUAUGGACAUCGACGUACCUUCUCUGUUAACUCUUGUUUGGUAUCUAUAACGCAAUGCGAUGGAUGGGAUAUAACGACCAUAGAAGGUAUCGGCGACAGGCAGAAUUAUCAUCCCGUACAGAAAACCCUGGCGAAGUACAACGGCACACAAUGUGGUUACUGCAGUCCUGCUUGGGUUAUGAGCAUGUAUAGUUUACUCGAGGAAAAUAACUACAAACUAACUCGAUACCAAAUAGAAGAUUCUUUUGGCAGCAAUACGUGCAGAUGUACUGGAUACAGACCGAUACUUGACGCUUUCAAAAGUUUCGCCUGCGACGCUCAUGAAGCAAACCUCACUGACAUCGAGGAUCUGAAAACUUGCAGUGACAAAGAUAAAUGUGAACUUGAUAAUAACUGGUGUUUGUUACACAAAGAGAACAUUAAUAAGAAUAAAAGAAUACCUUUAAAAGAUGAUAGAAUUUGGUAUAGAGUUAAAGAAAUAAGAGAUGUUUUUGAAAUAUUUAGUACUGAAGGUACAAACUCUUACAUGUUAGUUAAUGGGAAUACUGGACGCGUUUCUGCUUCAUCAAUAGACGAAGUAACACCCGAGACUUUUCUAAAAAUUGAUAUGACUGGUCGAAUAAUCACACAGAUCAAAUUACCUCCACUGUCUCAUAAUUGUGAGUUUGUUUCUUUUAAGAUUAUGCCUCGAUCACAAAAUGCUCAUGCUCAAGUCCACUCAGCUUUUCUUUACGAACUAGACGUGGAUCAUGAAACAGUAAAAUCUGCGAGAAUAGUCUACGGAGGUCUCUCUGGUAAAUUUAUACAUGCAGUAAAAACUGAGACCUGUCUUAUUGGAAAGAAAAUAUUUACAAAUGAAACUUUGCAACUAGCGCUUGAAGUUUUGAACGGAGAAUUGAUAGUAGAAGAGAUAAGAGGGUAUUUGUCGCCGGAGUAUAGAAAGAAAUGUGCUCUCGGCUUAUUAUAUAAGGGUUUACUAUCUUUAAUUCCUGAAACAAAAUUAGCUCCUAGAUAUCGAUCAGGUAAAAGAGAUUUAAGAAAAACAAGGCCUCUAUCCUCUGGGAAGCAAGAGUAUGAUACAAAUCCUACUCUUUGGCCACUAAAUGAACCCAGGCCAAAAUUAGAAGCACUAAUUCAAUGUUCAGGAGAAUCUGUUUAUGUUAAUGACACUCCAACUUUACCAAGAGAAGUUUUCUGUGCGUUCGUUCCUUCUGAAAUCAGUGUUGGUGAAAUUGAAUGUAUCGAUCCGUCCAUAGCAUUAGGACUAUCUGGUGUACUAGCAUUCCUAUCGGCAAAAGAUAUACCUGGAUCAAAUAACUUUGUGCCUCUCAAUAUUGAAAGUGGACUGGUUCCCGAAGAAAUUCUAUGUGAACGAGAUGUUAAAUAUUACAAUCAACCAAUAGGCAUCAUCAUAGCUGAAACAGAAAAGAUAGCUAACAGAGCUGCUUUGAUAGUUAAAGCAAAAUACAAAAACGUAAAACAACAGCCAGUUUUAACAAUAAGGGAAGUAUUAGACAGAGAACCUGAACGUGUAACAGUUUUUAUAGUCUACCCUGCAAGAGAUAAAGGAUUGAAUGUGCAGAGGAUUAUGAAAGGAUCAAAUAAUAUAUUUGCACAAUACCAUUACCACAUGGAGACACAGUCGUGCGUCACCAAGCCAAGUGAGGACGGUAUUGAUGUGAUUGCUUCAACACAAUGGCCUGAUCAGAUUCACGUCGCAAUUUCACAGGUGUUAAAUAUUGAACAAAGCAGAAUUAAUCUGACAGUACCACGUCUGGGCGGUGCGUACGGUGCUAAAAUAUCCCGCAACUGCCUCAUCGCCAGCGCCUGUGCUCUCAGCACGUACUUUACCAAUCGACCUUGCCGCUUCGUUAUGUCCAUGCAGGCUAAUACUCGGAUUGUUGGUAAACGGAACCCUUGUAUGGUAGAUUAUGAGGUUGGAGUAAAUGACACUGGGGAAGUACAGUAUUUGGAAUAUCAUUUGUAUUCAGACAAUGGAUACGUUGUUGGCGAUCCUGUCCUUUUAUUUGCUAUCUCUGCGGUAAAGAACUGCUACGACAACAGAAGAUGGUCUUAUAAGUUAUUCAAUGUUACUACUGAUACUGCUUCUAAUACCUAUGCCAGAUCUCCAGGUGAACUUGAAGGUAUAGCUAUGACUGAGCAUAUAAUGGAACGUAUAUCUUACGAACUGGAUAAAGAUCCUUUAGAAGUACGUUUGAAUAAUUUAAAUCCACAAUAUUCAGAUUUAGCUGAAAUUGUUGCGAUGAUUGUAGAGACCAGUGAAUAUCAUAAAAGGAAAGAAGAAGUACAGGCUUUUAAUAAAUUAAAUCGUUGGAAGAAACGAGGUCUUCGUGUUGCUCUGAUGAGUUGGCCUGCGUCAACUGUGAUGGACUUUCAUGUUUUAUUAGCAGUGUACCACGGUGAUGGUUCUGUGAUUGUAAGACAUGGAGGUAUAGAAAUCGGUCAAGGUAUUAACACGAAAGUAGCUCAAACAGUCGCUUAUGUACUACAAAUACCUUUACAUAAGGUAAAGAUUAAAUCAACAGAAGUUUCUGCUACACCUAAUUCCAAUAUCACUGGUGGAAGUCGGACAACUCACGCAGUAUGCUUUGGUGUUACCAAAUGCUGUCAACUACUUCUAGACAGAUUAUCUACAGUUAGAGAGACAAUGAAUAAUCCUACGUGGGAAUUACUAAUACAAACUGCAUUCUUGCGUGGUAUAAAUCUGCAAACAAGUUACAGAGUGACUCCGAAUGAUGAAGAAAUUUUUAGAGUACCAGGAGCUGCCGUGGUAGAAGUGGAACUAGAUAUAUUAACAGGAGAGCAUGAUAUUUUAAGAGCAGAUAUAUUACAAGAUGCUGGAUUUAGUAUAAAUCCAGAAUUAGACAUAGGGCAGAUUGAGGGAGCAUUCAUAAUGGCGACUGGAUACUGGACUUGUGAGGAUUUGAUAUACGACAAAAAGACUGGAGAGUUGCUCACAGACCGCGCGUGGAACUACCACGUGCCUCUAGCUAAAGACAUUCCAAUUGACUUCAGAGUCAAACUGAGACCGAACUCAUUUAAUCCGAUUGGUGUUUUUGGAGCAAAAACAACAACAGAGCCGCCGAUGUGUUUAGCAGUGAGCGUGGCGUUUGCUUUGAGGGCUGCUAUAGUUUCAUCAAGAGAAGAAACCGGAUACCCUAGGACUGAAUGGUUUCAUCUUGAUGGACCAUUUACUCUGGAGACAAACGUUUUAAAAGCUGAUGUUAAUUUGAAGGAGUUCUUGUUUUAUUAA